UAGUUUAACAACAUUCUGCGGAAAUAGUAAACUAGAUAUUGAGACAUGGUUAUUAGAAUUUGAAUUAAAUGCAGAGAUCGUAGGGUGGUCAGAUUUACAGAAAUUUGUAUAUGCUAAACAGCUACUUAGGGGCGCUGCUAGACUUUUUAUUAGAAGUCAAUUGCACCUUAAAGAUUGGGUUUCAUUUAAGAGUACUUAACAAGAUGAGUUCGGAAGUAAAUUAAAUGCCUCAGAAGUUCAUAGAAGAUUAACGAAUAGACAAAAACAUACAAAUGAAACAAAUUUAAAAUAUUUAUACUCAUUGAUGGAGAUUGGAAGUAAGAUAAGUUUAAAUGAGG
Molecule: messenger RNA, 338 nt
Organism: Teleopsis dalmanni
Lineage: Eukaryota; Metazoa; Arthropoda; Insecta; Diptera; Diopsidae
Source: RefSeq, a predicted model, not a curated record